This is a messenger RNA of Juglans microcarpa x Juglans regia, 1802 nucleotides long. RefSeq names its product AMSH-like ubiquitin thioesterase 3. NCBI's taxonomy places the organism in Eukaryota, Viridiplantae, Streptophyta, Magnoliopsida, Fagales, Juglandaceae. The transcript is spliced from 15 exons. The record is from RefSeq and is a predicted model, not a curated record. Gene Ontology annotation, biological process: protein K48-linked deubiquitination; protein K63-linked deubiquitination. The coding region runs from base 125 to 1657 and encodes 510 amino acids. Gene Ontology annotation, molecular function: metal-dependent deubiquitinase activity; K63-linked deubiquitinase activity; protein binding. Gene Ontology annotation, cellular component: endosome; membrane.
CAGGCAGUGUUAUUGUCGCUCAGAGAGAGAGAGAGAGAGAGGAGAGAGGGACUCGUGUGCCUUUUCUGGGAAUUCAAUCUGAGUUGCAGAGAACUGGCAUUUUCCUCACUGCCUUCGGAGAAAGAUGAAUGUCAACGUGGACUUGGUGGCUCGGACAGUCCAGGUCGACAACCGGAUUCCUCUCCGUAAUUACUAUCGGAUCGCCGAUAAUCUUCUCAAACAGGCUAGUAUCUAUCGGGAGGAGAAGAAUGUUGUAGAUUUGUAUAUCAUGCUUCUUAGAUAUUCGAGUUUGGUGUCUGAAACUAUACCAUUUCAUCGAGAUUACCAGGUUCUGCUUCCAAAAGAAAGAACACAACAUAAGAAGAGAUUGUCAUCAGUGCUGGAUGAGGCUGAAUCUUUGAAGCCAGAGUACCUGUGUCGAGUGGAUGAACUGAAAAAGGCCCAUUCUGGAUCCAGAUUGCCUCAACUUGAUGGCCCAGAAUCAACUUCACGUGGCUCAGACACAUCUCUAGAGUGGGCUGCUGUCAAUAGAAAUUCUUACUUGAGCAUUGACAUGAAGCAGUAUGCUAGUGUGGCACCUCAGUCUUCAUGGAAAUAUAACAAUCAUCGUCCUCAAGGUUUAUCAUCAAAUUCCAUGCAAAUUGAGCAGCAGUUCCAAAAUCUAUCAUUUAGUUUACCUCCUCCGAAGAAGGAAACUUUAUCUAGACACUCUUUCUUUGGUCCAAACGGUCUUCGGGGACAGUGGCUAGGACCUAGUGCAGAAACAAAGGUUCAAUAUCCAAACAACAUGGACUUAAACCCUACAGAAACUUCAGGUCUGAAUCAGGCUGGCCAAUGUGAUCUUGUGGCAGCAAAAGAUGGCAAUCCCACUGGAAACAGAUAUACAAUGGAGUCAGUGCUCUCCUUGGAUGAUGGUAGAUGGUCACGUCCUACUGAGUCAUGCUCUCUGUUGAUCAAUGAAUCAAGGGAAGAUCCUUUCCAGUUGUUCAAGCAACCUUCCAUUCCUCCUGUCCUUGCUCAACUGCAGCAGGACGUCACUCCAAUUCCUCCCUCAAAAGUUGCUGAUCCAAGACCUGGACCAGCUAAAUCUUCUCAGGAUGGGAUGCCGAAUUCUGAGUCAUAUCAACAUCUACACAUUCCUGUAAAAAUGAUGGAAGAUUUCUUGAGGUUAGCUCGGGCAAACACUCAAAAGAAUUUGGAGACAUGUGGUGUUCUUGCGGGUUUGCUGAAAAACAAGGUUUUUCACAUCACUUCGCUUAUAAUCCCAAAGCAAGAGUCAACUGCCGAUUCGUGUCAGACUUUGAAUGAGGAAGAAAUAUUUGAAGUUCAAGACAAAUUAUCGCUCUUUCAGCUUGGUUGGAUCCACACACACCCAUCACAGACCUGCUUCAUGUCAUCAGUAGAUCUGCACACUCAUUACUCCUACCAGGUUAUGCUACCAGAAGCAAUUGCGAUUGUUAUGGCCCCUACAGAUACUUCGAGUCCACAUGGCAUAUUUCAUCUCUCUGAUCCAGCCGGUGUGUCCAUGAUUCGAAAUUGCCAACAGCGUGGCUUUCAUCCCCACGAAGAGACACCUGAUGGAAACCCAAUUUAUGAGCAUUGUUCACAUGUAUAUAUGAACCCGAAUUUGAAGUUUGACGUAGUCGAUCUUCGGUGAGACCGUGAUUUUUCAGUGCUGAUGAAGUUUUCUGAUUAAAGAUAUAGGAUGGAUAGAAUGCAGAUUCAUUUGUAUGUUCAACCGUUUGUGAGAAAGCACAAGUCGGUCUUUGAUUUUGUCAUUGAAGUGAUACAUGACUGGCAAA